This is a messenger RNA of Patella vulgata (common limpet), 9068 nucleotides long. Its product is annotated as NPC intracellular cholesterol transporter 1. Lineage: Eukaryota; Metazoa; Mollusca; Gastropoda; Patellidae. The record is from RefSeq and is a predicted model, not a curated record. Gene Ontology annotation, molecular function: lipid carrier activity. The coding region runs from base 155 to 4222 and encodes 1355 amino acids. Gene Ontology annotation, cellular component: membrane. The transcript has 25 exons.
CACAACUUCCGGUGAAACUAUUCGACUGCUAUCUAUCGUCACUUCAGAUUAGAUUUUUUUUGUCAAAUAUUAUGCUCUUUUGUUACAACUAAAAAGGUUAUCUCGACAGUAUUCACCCACCCAGUCGUUAAGAUAGUUUGGAAGGAGAAAAGAGAUGGAUUUGCUCAAAUUUAUCUCUGUAAUCUUUCUGGUAUCCUGUUUUAGUGAGUGUUAUGCAGUUGCUGUAAAUGUAGUUGAUGAAGGACAAUUUGUUGAUGUGGAUGAUGAUGAACAAGAUGUUGGUGAAGAUGAAGGCCAUUGUAUCUGGUAUGACACAUGUGGCAUUGAUCCAAAUACCAACAAACCCUUAAAUUGUAUGUACAACGGACCAGCAAAGCGACUCAAUGAUACAAAAGGAUUAGAUAUCUUAAAAAGAUUCUGCCCUACUUUGUAUACAGGAGAAGAUUCCAAAACAUGCUGCUCGACGCCCCAAUUAAAGUAUCUACAAGAAAACAUGGCAGUACCGUUACAGAUCUUGUCACGCUGUCCAUCAUGUUUUCAGAAUUUUGUCAAUAUGUACUGCUUUUCUACAUGUGAUCCACAUCAAAGUGACUUUCUUAGUGUUUUCCAAAAUAAUACUGACAAAAUUACUGCCAUUAACUAUACCAUUUCUGUUGAAUUUGCUCACGGCUUGUUUAACUCUUGCCGUGAUGUCCAGAUUCCGUCAGCCAAUCAACGGGCUCUUGGUGUACUGUGUGGAAGAGAUGCUAAAGACUGCACUGUGGAUGUCUGGCUUGCUUAUAUGGGCAGUACCACUAAUGGUCAAGCACCAUUUAACAUUUAUUUUGACAUCACUGAUGAACCAGUAAAGAGGGGGAACAUGACGUUAAAUCCAUUGAAACGACCUAUAACACCUUGUACGGUUCCCCUAAAAAAUGGUUCGAGUCCAUGCAGUUGUCAGGAUUGUCGUGAUGUGUGCACACCAAGUCUUCCUCCUCCGCCAACACCUCCUCCAUGGCAAAUUCUGCAUAUCGAUGGCUACAUGUUUAUUAUGGGGUCAAUUUUCAUCGCUUUUACAAUAUUUUUUGGCACCUAUGCUAUAUGCUAUAACAUCAUUGUACAAGACUCGCUGUCAUUGGAUAAUGAUUGGGAGGAAACAGGUGGUGGAGAUUGCUGUGAGGUGUAUGGAUACAAUACAAACAAAGGACUAAAAAAGAAAAAAAAGAAGGCAGAUUUUGAUAAUCUGACAGAAAAGGAUUUGGGAGUCUUUGAGAAGUUUGGUGCCAAGAUGGAGAUGGCAAUAGAACGAUUAUUUAACAGAUGGGGUUGUUUUUGCUCAAGACGACCGAUAUUAGUGAUAGGGUUAUCGUUACUAUUUAGUAUUUUACUAUCAGCUGGUAUUACCUUAUUUGAUGUUACCACAGAUCCUGUUGAACUCUGGUCAGCACCUGAUAGUCGAGCAAGAGAAGAAAAACAAUACUUUGAUUCACAUUUUGUACCGUUUUAUAGAACAGAACAGUUGAUAAUAACUCGUACUGGUAAUCAUUCUCCUAUAAAACACCCAAACGUUGCUCCAGCUACUGGGAAUAUUUAUUUUAAUCCUAUAUUUGAAUUGGACUUUAUGCAUCAGCUUUUAGGAUUACAGAAUGAGAUUAGUGCACUGACAACUGAAUUUGAAAAUGAGACCAUAACAUUAAAUGAUAUCUGUUUUCAACCAUUAGCACCCGACUAUACAGACUGUACUAUCAUGAGUACAUUGCAGUACUUUCAGAAUAGUGAUGCAAACUUAGAUAAAGAAGUAUGGGAUGAAUAUCACUUCUUUGUAUUGGCUAAUUAUCUUGAUCAUUUUCAGUACUGUGUACGAUCACCAGCCUCAGUGAAUGAUACCACGAAAUUGCAUUCGUCCUGUCUGGGAAAUUUUGGUGGACCCGUAUUUCCCUGGAUAGCUCUUGGUGGCAUGGAAGGUGACGAUUAUAAAAAUGCCACAGCGCAUGUUAUUUCGUUUAUUGUCAACAAUCAUCUGGAAGAUGCCAAGAAUGCCAAAGCCAGGGCCUGGGAAGAGAAGUUCAUACAAUUUAUGAAGAGUUACCAAAACCCAAAUAUGAGCAUCGCUUUCAGUUCAGAGAGAUCUAUACAAGAUGAAUUGAAUCGUGAGAGUGCAUCUGAUGUAUUAACUAUAUUGGUCAGUUAUUUGAUUAUGUUUGCGUACAUUACAUUCGCCCUGGGUAAACUAUCUAGUUGCUGUUGGUCUUGUAAUGAACAACCACCUACAACAUUACUCAGAUUCUUUAUUGAUAUGAAAGUAACAAUGGGAUUAGUUGGUGUGUUAAUUGUGUUGCUGUCUGUAUCCAGUUCACUUGGUUUCUUCAGUUAUUUAAAUGUUAAAGCUACGUUGAUUAUUAUAGAAGUUGUCCCAUUUCUGGUACUGGCUGUCGGUGUCGAUAAUAUCUUUAUAUUAGUCCAGUCCUUCCAGAGAGAGAAGCGUUUGGCGAAUGAGACACUAGAUGAGCAGAUAGGACGUGUAGUUGGUAAAGUUGGUCCCAGCAUGUUACUCACUUCAACAUCGGAAUCUAUCGCAUUUUUCCUUGGUGCUUUAACUACUAUGCCUGCUGUACGGAUAUUUUCUCUCUAUGCUGGAAUGGCAGUGUUUUUUAACUUCUUCUUACAGAUCACCUGUUUGAUUAGCGUCAUGACGAUCGAUGCUCGACGGGCAGAGGGUAAUCGUUUUGAUUGUUGUUGUUGUGUGAAGGAAGAUGACAGUAAUAAAUUAGAGAAUGAUAAUGGUAUAUUAUAUACAAUAGUUAAAGACUAUUACUCACAUUUCCUCAUGAAAGAAUGGGUUCGUCCAAUUGUUAUGGUGUUAUUUGUUGGAUAUUUCUGUGCCAGUGUAGCGAUGACUUCUAAAAUAGAAGUAGGUUUAGAUCAAUCUCUCUCCAUGCCUGAGGAUUCUUAUGUAUUGCAAUAUUUCAACAAUUUGACAAAAUAUUUAUCUGUUGGUGCUCCGGUUUAUUUUGUGGUAAAAGAUGGACAUAAUUAUACAAGUCUGAAAGGUCAGAAUGCCAUAUGUGGCGGGAGUGGCUGUCCACAGGAUUCAUUGCUUGGUCAAGUCUUUCAAGCUACUAGAUGGGCUAAUGUAUCAAAGAUAGCACAUACUUCUAAUUCAUGGCUAGAUGAUUAUUUUAAUUGGUUAGAACCAGGGGGAAGUCCAGAAUGUUGUCGCUAUGACAACGUUACAUUAGAAUUCUGUGAAGCUACAAAUCCUAACCCUGACUGUGUACCAUGUGAUGUCAAAUCAUUUGUCAAUAAUCGCCCCCAGGAAGCUGAUUUUAUGAAAUAUUUACCCUGGUAUUUAAAAGAUAAUCCAGAAUUAAAAUGUGCUAAAGGGGGUCAUGCGGCGUAUGGUAAUGCCGUACAACUAAAGGAUGGCAAUCAGUCUAUCGGAGCUACUUAUUUUAUGACAUAUCACAGUAUAUUAAAGACAUCUAAAGAUUAUAUUGAUGCAUUAAAGAAUGCACGGGAAAUAUCAGAAAAUAUUACCUUAUCAUUUAAUGGUCCUGAAAAUAACUUAACUGUCUUCCCUUACAGUGUAUUUUAUGUUUUCUACGAACAGUAUUUAACAAUCGUCUAUGACACAAUGUUUAAUCUGGGUGUUUGUGUAGCAGCCAUCUUUGUUGUCACUUUCCUGUUGCUAGGCUGUGAGCUGUUUUCUGCCUUGAUGGUUGUCAUAACGAUAUGUUUUAUAGUAGCUGAUAUAAUGGGAAUGAUGUAUCUGUGGAAUAUUUCUCUUAACGCAAUUGCUCUUGUAAAUCUUGUAAUGGCUGUUGGUAUAUCUGUAGAGUUUUGUUCUCAUAUAACUCGAGCAUUCACUGUUAGCACCAUGCCAACUAGAAAAGAGAGAGCAAAAGAUGCUUUAGCACAUAUGGGCAGUUCGGUUCUGUCUGGUAUAACAUUAACUAAGUUAGGAGGAAUUAUUGUAUUAGCCUUCUCUAAAUCACAGUUAUUCCAAGUGUUUUAUUUCCGUAUGUAUCUGGGUAUUGUCGUUUUUGGAGCUACACAUGGUCUAAUAUUUCUACCAGUAAUGCUCAGUUACGUGGGUCCCCCAAUAAAUAAAGCUAAGAUUUUUUAUCAGCGAGAAAAUAAAAUGGAUAGUGGGGAUGAAGAUUCACAGUCGCAAGCAUCCAGUAGACAGAAUUUAGUUAAUGACACUCCAGUUGCAACUUAUACUCAAAAUCAACGCCUUUAAUACAUCGUCUUUCACCUUUAAUCUUAACUUGUGAAUACAUGUACCAGUAGAUUAUUUUGAACUCAGGAAAAAGAAUUUUAACUGAAUUAUUGCUGAUGGUAUUAUUAAAGAGAUUUGGUAUUCCUAAGACGAAAUCCUAGCUAAUCUCAGUUUUUUAAUCCAAUUAUGAAUAAGUCCUUUAUAUGUGGUUACAUGCAUACUCCUAAAGCCAAGCUUAUGUCGGCCUAUGACACAAUAAAACUGACAAUGACUAACCGCAACUGAGAGCUUAUAUGUUGCUACAACUGAAUUUAUCCACGACUGGAUGCAACCACGGGCAUCCAGCUGAUCAUAGUCGUAAGCACGCUCAUGUGACACGGCGUCUGUUAGAGAAUCGGUGCCAGAACUGUUCACAUGACUGCCAUGUGAUAACCUUCAAAAUGGUUUAAUUCCACUUUUCCGCAAUGUUUAUUACCGCCCCUGGGUACUACGUGACUAAAUAACCAAAUCUUAUUGGCUACCUCAGCGAGGCGCUGACUCAAGGUAGUUGUAGGUGCACUUGUGUUGUAAGAGCCCUCGGGUCGCCCAGGUCGUCACGACUGAUCAGUUCCAUUUGAUCGUAAACCAGUCGCUGAUUUUGAGUCUCUGUCAGUUUUGUCGCGACGUAAACUGGGCUUUAUGUUAUCUUGUUUAAAACUGUUGAUAUUCGAGAAAGGAAAAGGGGAAUAACUCCUCUAAAACUUGUUAAUCAGUCAUAAUUUUGGAUGCGAUUUAAUCCACUCGAUAGCACAAAAUCACUGCUGGACUAUUUAAAGACUGUAAGUAUUAUACUAGUUCUAUGACUUGGGUGGUUUGAUGUUUUUUUACGGAGCAGUAGUUUUUGGCAUCUUCAAAAAUGAGCUACUAAAAUAAUCAUUUUUCUCUUGUUUUCAAACUUUUAUAACCUAUCAUUCAACAUAUAAACCUAUUAUUGACUUUUAUGCUCUGCUUUCACAUGGGCUACGAAUGCCACGAUUCGUAGAUAAAUCGUAGUCGGUUGUAAAAGUUAUUCUUAAAGGUACUUACACAAUCGUAUUAUUCGUAGCACUUUGUAUCUCGGCUACAAAAGCUUUUGUUUGUCAAAAACUUUUGUGUCUGGUCUACGGAAAUCGUAGAUGUAUAGUAAACUCAUUAUGGCCCAGUACUACAGAGCCUGUAGUCAGAGGUCUGAGGGGCACUUCCAGCUUCAGUCCAGGUUCAAAGGGUGGUCUCACAUGAAAGUGGGGCAUUAGUUUUAUUAUCUUGUUGACUACAAUUAUAUUAAAAUAAAAUGAACUGUACUAUACUCAGUCAAAUUAAACUGACGGUCGCCAGUUAGAACAUAUGAGCAAAGAAUGCAUUGACUAAGGUAUUAUUUUAUUCUGAGCACCAUGAUGACAAAGUUCACUAGAUAUCAGGUCCAUAGUGUGCCCAUUUCCACCAACAGUCAUCCAAACGUCUGAGAGUGAAAAUAUUAAUUCACAACUUGGAUACUGUUCCAAACACAAGAUGUCCAUGGAACAGUUCAUUUCUAGGGGAUGUUGCAGUGGCAAAUCGAUUGCGAAGGUGGCGUAACACAAAAUGUCGGUCUUCUACUUAUGACGUCACACGUCGAACAGGAUGAGGACCUUCAGCUGUGGAGCCCAUUUCUUGUCCGUAGAUUAUGGAUCGUCCGACGACUGCAUCCCAUCACCCUCGUGACGUCAGCUACGGACGUAUCCGUGUGCAGCAUGCCAACGUCCCGUUCACGCUGAACAUUUGACAGUCGUGGCAUUGAAAUUCACAGUAUCAAUGCUUGUUUGAACACGUCGAACAGGAUGAGGACCUUCAGCUGUGGAGCCCAUUUCUUGUCCGUAGAUUAUGGAUUGUCCGGCGACUGCAUCCCAUCACCCUCGUGACGUCAGCUACGGAUGUAUCCGUGUGCAGCAUGCCGACAUGUUCACGCUGAACAUUUGACAGUCGUGGCAUUGAAAUUCACAGCUACGGACGUAUCCGUGUGCAGCAUGCCAACGUCACGUUCACGCUGAACAUUUGACAGUCAUGGCAUUGAAAUUCACAGUAUCAAUGCUUGUUUGAACACGUUUUCCUGGUUUGUCACUCUACUGUGCGUAAGUGAGCACAAAAGCAUGUGUCUCAUGUAGGCAUGUUAAAACACACUUUUGGUCCAAAACUCAUUUGCACGUCCUUCAAAUUGGUGCACGUGGGCACUGAGUUGCGGCAUGUCGUCUUUGACAAUGUCUCUACCGUCAGUAUUCAUGACAACUGUCAAUUAACAAAUUUCAAUUCAUUCUUUAUAAAUUUAUGAGUGUGAAGUUUUUAAUUUGAGUGAGUAUAUUCUGUGAUCAUUUAAGUUCAGUGAAAUACAUUGUAGCUUAUUAAAUUGUAACUUGUGCAUUAUUAAAUACAAUGCAUUACUAAUACUAAAGUAUUUGAAAUCUAGUAAAUAAUGCUCAACGUUAUAAAAGUACUAGUGUCUUCUGGAUGUUGGUUUUAAUUUACUUCUUAAAGCCUAAUAUUAAGUAUUUAAGCGAUUAAGAGUCAUUUGAAAUCUGAAUUUGAAACAGGUUGUAUGGCACAGUGGACUCUUAUAGCCGACCAGCUGAUCGACUCUCUUGAUUUAACAGUACUUAUAUUAUUUAUUACUCAAGUGUGUUUUGUGUAAAUAAUUUUAUAUAAUAUUUUAUUCAAAAUAACUCUAAAAUGUAACUAAUUAUCAAGAUUCCUUACAUUGAUUUCCCUUCUUAAAGCAAAACAUUUUAUAAGACUAUUGGACUUCAUGUAAACCACUCUCAAAUGUAUCUUUUUUUUUUAUAGGAUCUUAUUUGAACAUGCCAGAUUGAAUUGUAUUGUCAAAUUAAGAAUAAUUUUUUUUUUUUUAAAAAAAGGAUCUAAUUUGAAUGUGCUAUAUUGAACUAUUAUUGUCAAAUUAAGUAUAAUUAAAAAAUUUAUAUGAUCUAAUUUGAACAUGAACUAUAUAGUCAAAUUAUGUCUAAUUACAACUAAUUUGAACAAACCAAAUUGAACUUUAUAGUCAAAUUGAGUCUAUUUACAAAAUUUAUAGGAUCUAAUUUGAACAUGCCAGAUGAAACAAUAUAAUCAAAUUAAGUCUCAUCAAAAAAUAUAAUUUACUGAUUUCUUGCCUUUUGAACUUUGAGACAGGUUUAUAAAAAUAUGUUGACAGCUUGGUACAUGUUAUAUUUAUUGUAUAUGAAAUCUAUUGUACUCCUGUGUAUUAUUGUUUUUGUUUGUUUACUAUCUGCAUGUUAUUAAUUGUUAUUAUAUUUUAUUUGGACACAUCUCAUUUCUCUUAUUGUUGUUUUUAUUGUGUUGUUUAUUUAGUUAGAUGUAUCUAGAAUAAUUAUUGUUGUCAAUAUUUUCUUUGUCUAUUAAUCAGUGUCUUGUUAUGAACUAGGAAACUUAUUUUAGGUAUAUUAUUUUAUUAUUGGCCGAAUGCUUAAAGAUGCAUUAUUCAAGAGCUAAAUAAUUAAUAAUUAUAGAUUUAUUCACAUGACAAGCCCAUAAUCAAAGCUCUAUACCAUCUGAUGAUCAGAUGGCAGUGAUAUUUAAUGGACUAGAACACUGUGCCAUUCAAUAAUUUAACGUUAAAAUGAAUAAUCAAGACUUUGUUUAUUAUCGUGGCAGUGGUUAGCAAUGGGGAUUGACAAUCAAGACUAUCUUAUCAAAACCUCAAACAAAUAAAGUAACUUGACUGAUAUUUUCAAUAUUCAUUAUUUAUUUUUAAACAAUUACAGCAAGAACCGACAGCUCUGUAUCUAUAAUGCAUCUUUAAAUCUGAUACAGGAUUUGAAAUCUUAAAACACUAAAACCAAUGAUUUAUUUUAUUUUUUUUGUGGGGGGGGGGGGGGGCGUAAAGACUGUCUUGAAUCAUGUUAAAAUUGACACAGUUCAGAUUGAAUUUCUUCAAAUUCAAGUAAUUGAUUCAAAAUUUAACAUUUUAAUUCCUUGUUCUGAAAUGUUUUAUUUGACUAUGAUUAUAAAUAUUAGAUUGGUUUUGUUUGAGAGAAAGAAUGAAUAUAAACAAGAAUUUAAUUCUAUAUAAUCAUGCUUGUGUGUGUGUGUGUGUGUGUGAAAAAGCUUUAUUUUAUGUCCGCUUCCACCGAAGUGAUAUCGCAGACAAUGCUAGGGUGAAGUGUGUAUUACUUAUAUAGUUAUCAUGCAUAUUCAUUAAUAUGUAAAUAGUGUAAAUAUUGGACCAAUCAAAAACCUUUCUGUGUGCUGUUUAUAUGUAGUAUUAUUAUUAAUAUUCAUUGUCUUUAUAUAUUUGUACAUAAAAUCUCAACUAGAGCAGUAUUGUACAUAUAGAAAAUUAUAUUUAACUUAUUUGAAUAAUGAAUAAUUUAAGAAAUAAUGACAUGGUGAAUUCAGAUUCAAAUUAAGGGAGAUUAUAUCCCAAUAUAAACAGAUGGUUAGUAACUCUUUUUCCUUACAUACUUGAAAAAAUUAUUAUUACUAAUAAUACAAAGUGAUUUACCCCUUUGAGGCCAUAAUUCAUUUUAUUUGAGAUACAAUUGUAUAUCCAAUAUUUAACCAAAUGUACCUUUUUAAGCCAAACUUGCUGAAAUUUUCGCCAUGUUUGUUUAAUUCCAAGAUUCUAAAUUAAACAUUUUCUUUGACUAUUAAGAUAGAUUUUGUUAUAUUUUGGUUUUGAUUUGUUGUUAUUUUAAUUAAUGAGAAAUAAUAUAUUGCUUGAUUUAUAUGUACAUGGAUAAAGGUUCAAAGAAAGUGCUUGUAAGAUUUUCAAACUUUUGUAUAUUGAAUAUGUACAUAUAUAAGAUAAACCUGUUAUAUUGUUUUUCUAUCCACAAUAAACUUUAUAUAAAUAAUAUUA